This is a messenger RNA of Solea senegalensis (Senegalese sole), 881 nucleotides long. RefSeq names its product proteasome 20S subunit beta 3 (gene psmb3). NCBI's taxonomy places the organism in Eukaryota, Metazoa, Chordata, Actinopteri, Pleuronectiformes, Soleidae. The record is from RefSeq and is a predicted model, not a curated record. Gene Ontology annotation, biological process: proteasome-mediated ubiquitin-dependent protein catabolic process. The transcript is spliced from 7 exons. Gene Ontology annotation, cellular component: proteasome core complex, beta-subunit complex; proteasome core complex.
ACACAUUCAUGCUAGUGUGGUUUCCGUGGUUCUAAAUCGUGUAGUCACUGUGGGAAGAAGAAAGUCCCUCAACUGCAGCUAAAGAAAACCAAGAUAAAACAACUUCGAGCAGCGAAUAAAACACCACAACACAUUCACGAUGUCUAUUAUGUCCUAUAACGGUGGGGCCGUCAUGGCCAUGCGGGGGAAGAACUGUGUGGCAAUAGCAGCGGACCGCAGAUUUGGCAUCCAGGCACAGAUGGUCACCACAGACUUCCAGAAGAUCUUUCCCAUGGGAGACAGGCUAUACAUUGGGCUGGCUGGACUGGCCACUGAUGUCCAGACAGUGUGAAAAAUGUUGAAAUUCCGAUUGAACCUGUAUGAACUGAAGGAAGGUCGUCAGAUCAAGCCCAAGACCUUCAUGAGCAUGGUGUCCAACCUGCUGUAUGAAAGGAGGUUUGGACCAUACUACAUUGAGCCUGUAAUUGCUGGACUAGAUCCCAAAACCUUUGAGCCGUUCAUAUGCUCCCUGGAUUUGAUUGGCUGCCCCAUGGUGACUGAAGACUUUGUAGUGAGCGGCACGUGUUCAGAGCAGAUGUACGGCAUGUGUGAAUCUUUGUGGGAGCCAGAUAUGGAACCAGAGGACCUGUUUGAGACCAUCUCCCAGGCAAUGCUCAACGCUGUCGACAGAGAUGCCGUGUCUGGCAUGGGAGUUGUCGUACAUGUCGUUGAGAAAGACAAGAUCACCACGCGGACCCUGAAGGCCAGGAUGGACUAGAGCUUCAGUUUGUCGCCACACGUCACCAAUACAGAUGUUUUGUAUAAUAAAAGUAAACAACGCCUGUACUCUUUUCUGUUUCUCAUUGAUAUUGUUCAAUAAAUGAUCAUAGGUUUAACAAUGA